AUGUUGGGGGGUCGUCGUCUCCAGGAUACGGCCCGGAGCCUGGCGGAUCUGCGGCCGCAAGAGCGCCGUCCGUCCUGAGAUGGCUGUGCGUAGACAGGGACGCGGCGCUGUUCCGCGCUGGGCAGCCGCCGCUGGCGGGCAAUGCGGCCUUCUCCGCUCCUGCGCUGAGCUCCGAGAGGACGGCGCAGAGUUGCAGGGGCCGGGAAGAGUCCCGCCGGGCCGCGGCAGGUUCCUGAAGGCGCGGAGUGGCGAAGCGCCCGGAGCCACGAGCGCUCAGCUCAGCGCUUCUCACGCGAGAUCGAAUUCAGUUCUGAGGAAAGCGGCGCAGCUGCAAAGCAAAAUCCUGAGUCGGAAAAAGCAGCUGGAAUUGCAGAGCGCUGAGUUGGGCCGGAAGCCUCUGGGUGAAGAUUCCUCAUCUGCUUCCAGUCUUGAGCACCGCGCAAGAGGCAAGAAAUACUUGAAGGGCUGCGCUGAAGUUGGUCAGAACGUGGCUGCCAGCGGGAGCUGCUCUGAGGAAGAGGAAAGCGCCCAAAGCCCCACAAGAAACGUUGCAGUUACACAACAGCUUGGUUUGGGCGGUGCUGAGAGGGAAAGGAGAAAAGUCACGGAGAGCUCUUUGGAGUUUUCUUGUGGAAGGGGGAACCAAAGGUGUGUUACAGCUGAUUCCAGGUGGGGUAGAAAGAGUAAGAAUCCAGUUUCACCAGGAGCGCCUCCUCCAUCCCACAAGGAAAUUCCACUGACAGAGGUACCCGAAGUACUUUCUCUUCACAGCAAAAACUCAGAGAAAAUCGUUUUAAGUGGAAGUAAUUUGUUAAGAUCUCCACUGGCCAGCAGAAACCAGUCAGCACAACGUAAUCUGAGAUCUCAAUCACCAUCUUCUUCCGUGAAAGACAACACUGUAAAAAUUACUUUGCCCAGAAGAAGCAAUGCUAAGCAAAGUCAAUUGUCAGAGAGAAGUGAUGGAAGUGAAAUAAAAUCAUUAGAUGAGUUAUUUUCAAAAGCAGACGAUGUGGAAGAUUCAACUAGCAUAAGCUCAAAUGACUUCAGGCAGAAUAUCCUGAGCCUUGAUGAUUUGGCACCAAAUACCAGCGGGAUGGCAGAAUUAAAGCAGCAAGGGACAGACACUCAAAUUAGUCAAGAAACAAAUAGAAAUCCAAAAAAGGACACAUUCCUAGGGGAAAAGGAUCCAACUUUUUCUAAAACAAGUGCAGAAAUUGGUGCAGCUGAUGCUUCUGAAAGGGAUACUGAAAACGUGACUGAAGCUGAAAUCCCUGAGCAUUUAGGAGAAGUUUCUGCAGGUUUUUCUAGACACAGACAGGAUUAUCCUGAUCAUGAUGACAGAACUGUUAAUUCAGAAUAUUCUGAAGACUUUGAACCAUCUCCACCUACAACAGACAGGGAAACUGUAACAAAAAUGUCAGAGGAACGUUCUGAGAGUUACACGUAUUCUGGAAAAGACCCAUCUUCUUCAGCAUCGUCCCCUUUACUUACCAGAGAGAGGCACAAACAGGCACACAGAGUAGCUGUAAAGGAAACUGCAGCUCAGACAGUGGAUUUUCCGUUCACCUAUUGCUGGCCAAGGACAAACAGCUCUGCACUGCUUGGUCUGCCUGUUGGAAACAGCUACGUUGAUCCGGUGCCUAUUGCCAGUCAUGUCAUCAGCAUGGAUGCAGUGGAAGCCUUAACAGCAUACAGUCCCUCAGUUCUUGUUUUAAAUGCCAUGUUAAAACAGCACUUGAUGUUGACCCAGCAAUUUGUGGAGAACAUUCAGCACCUUCACUUGUCCCUUGUGGAGUCUUUAGAGAACGAGAAGUUCCACUAUCAUACGCUGGAAGAGGCUAAAGAGUACAUCAAGAGUCACAAAUCCCCACCUUUAACGAUUGAACAAGCAUUUGAAGAAAUCCAGGAAGCGGAAGAGAUGCUGCCACCAUCAUGAAUGCUGAAACGUUCCUUUACAGAUCUCAAGUCAGAACAAGAAACCCUGUCAGACUGCACAGAUAAAAAGUUGCAAACCAUGUACCAACUGCUCUGUUUCUUGUAAUGCAUCUUUUGUUUUCCUGCUUGUUUGUAUUUUUUCACUACUGUUCAUGGUGCAGGGAUUGAUGAGAGCUAUGAGUCAGCACGGUUAGCAAAGAAAACCAAAAUAGCUCUUAUCUGAAAGGAUCGGGGUAAGUUCUGUGUGUUUAUCACAUAGAUCAGCUGCUCUUUUAUCAUAGUAAAAGUGGAAGUCUAUAGCAGAGCAUCAAGGACUAUGAUGACAGCAGGAAAAUACCGUCCUGUUAGAGCUUCAUUGAAGCAUCUUAUCAGAUUACUACAAAACCCAACAUAGGCAGAGUUACAGUAAAUUCAGUACAGGGAAACUUAUAGCCUAAUACUGAAAUCCAUUUACUGUGAAAUACGAAGCACUAUGUUGUUUUUUAUUAAAAAAGGUGUUUAUUGGAAGGCAAAACAAUAAAAUUCACAAGUUGGUAACA
This is a messenger RNA of Lagopus muta (rock ptarmigan), 2474 nucleotides long. It is a transcript of the gene C26H19orf44, whose product is annotated as chromosome 26 C19orf44 homolog. The transcript is spliced from 8 exons. Bases 80 to 1936 code for a protein of 618 amino acids. The record is from RefSeq and is a predicted model, not a curated record. NCBI's taxonomy places the organism in Eukaryota, Metazoa, Chordata, Aves, Galliformes, Phasianidae.